Messenger RNA from Leptosia nina, 11712 nucleotides. NCBI's taxonomy places the organism in Eukaryota, Metazoa, Arthropoda, Insecta, Lepidoptera, Pieridae. The record is from the annotation of a GenBank genome assembly.
AUGUUCAAUAUAGAAACGUACAUUACACCGAUCCUAUUAAGCUACCUAGAUAAAUAUGUCCAAAAUUUUAAAGCAGCCGACGCGCAGGUGUCAUUAUGGGGAGGGGGAGUAACUUUACACAAUUUGGUAUUAAAGGCAGGUGUGUUGCAACAAGAAGUGGCAUUGCCUUUUACAUUGAUCUCGGGCAGAAUUCACGAAUUAUUGAUACAAGUACCAUGGACAAAGAUUAUGUCUGAACCCAUAGUAGUUACUAUAAACACAAUAGAAUGCAUUCUUAGUCUCGACCCAUCAAUACCUGAUGAGACUGUAUUACAAGAAAGGCGCAGAAGCCAAGUGGUUGAAGCCCCACCAGGCUACAUGCAAGCAUUAGUUCGAAGAAUCGUCAGCAACAUAUCAGUGAGAAUCAAUUCCCUAAUUGUAAAAUAUGUCCACGAUGAUAUUGUACUAUCACUGACAGUCAAGCGGUUAGCUAUUGACAGCGUUGGUGGUGAUUGGCAGCCUCUUUUUGCUGACAUAGAUCCUGCGGACCCUCAAAUCAGACGUUUAGUUUGUUUAGAUGACCUCACCUUAUGCCUUGAUAAAAGUGACUCUGAUGGCAAAAUAAGAUUUUAUCAGGAACCAGUUCUCUACAGAUGCCAACUUGAUCUAAGGGUAUUAACACGGUUAGUUUCUGCAAAAACCCGCCGCGCGAGCAGCUUCGUAGUCCAGUUGCGUUCGAGCCUUAUGUCAUGGGGUGUGACUAGUGAGCAGCUUGAGUUACUACUGCGACUGCUCCGGGACAAUCCUCUAGCGAACAGGAAACCUAUGUCUCCAGCACCUAAACAGUCAUUUAUGCAACCUCCUUUACAUUCAGCAGCUUCAAAUUCAGCAGAACCAGUGCGAAGCGAGAGUUGGUCGCAGUGGGCUUGGUCUUGGCUACCAACAUGGAUGGAUAGAGAAGGCUUCGAGGAGUCUCCAGCGCCGGCCGCUCCUAUACCUCUCGCUUUCACGGUGUACCUGGAGCAAGUAGCGCUUGUUUUUAAGGUUUUAGAAGAAGAGUUUGGUCGGCAACGCAGCCGUAAUAUUCUAUCCCUCUCAGCGAAGCACGCAGUUGUGAAGGGUUCCAUUUGUUCACCUACAUUGCUUCGAGUGAAGUUUGGAGCGAGGGACGUCUCGCUUUCAUCUAAUGGAAGGUGUGUUUGCGGACAUGAUAACAUUAAUACGAUAAAAGAUGAACCCACUGUGUACUUGGUUAAAACAUAUGUUGAUGAAGAUGACUGGAAAUGGACUGAUGAAGAUUUUAAUGGCCACAAAAUUGAGCUUGGCGUAGCUGCUGAUGAGCGGAUGAGUGAUUCUCCCGUUGACAUGUCUGAAAAUGCACAAGCGCACCCGGAAUGUAGUCAACGACAAAUGAUGGCACAAACAAAUGUAGCUGAUGAUGACAAGGAGGUGUUUUGGACUAAAAUGUCACCUGUUUUUUAUGUCGAACUGAGCCAUGACAGAGCACCAUCCGAUCAGCUUGUUAACCCAUACGACAAUCCACCUAGGGAUUUUGAGUACAGUGACUGGGUAGAAGAAUGCGUUAUAAAAGUUGUAACACAACCAUUGUCUCUACAAGUUUCCGCAGACCUGUUACAUCGAAUGGGCGUUAUUAAACAAAUACUUGAAUCGUCCUUAUUUCAGAACCAAGAUCCACCUAUGCGUACUCUAACAGUUGAAGAGUGCGAGGCACUAUCAGAUAAUUUACCUCAACGCCGCAUCGGCAUUGAAAUGAAGGGUAUGCGCGUGCGUCUAAUACCUUGGGACCAUUCAUUGACUGAGCGACCUCGCGAAGUACCAAUCGUGUUAGAUGUAGAAAUACCGAAGGCAGUCUUAAACGUCGCUGCUCCACUCUAUCCUCAUAGGGUUUGCUCAGCAGCAUGUCAGAUGCCGUAUAAAAGUGAGCCGUUGUGGCAAGGGGCGCGACUCCACGUUUCCGGGAAUGUUUCCCUUGAAGCUCGUGUAUGCUCACUUACCGACCAGCAACCGCGGCCGUGUCUUCGCGCUCAGCUCAAUUUUGUAACCCAUUCUCUUCUACAUAAGGAUUAUUUUACAUCGCGCAAGAUUCCCGACUUCAACUAUACAGUAAAAAUACGAGAAGCCAGUAUUUGUGGAUCUUCCGCCCGUCUACAGGCUUCAUAUUUAGUCCCUAUGUCAUUGCUUAUGAAAGAAACGUGUGCAUUAUUAAAACAUACUACGUUGGCUAGCGAUGCCUUAAGCGAUGAAGAGGCGGUCGCUAUUGAUGUUGCAUUUGAAGAGUUGAUGGUGUGGGGCUACAAAACUAAACAGGUCCACACAUAUGUACUGACUCUGCGCUCUGUUAAGACCACGGCACACCAUGCUCCUAAGGGCCUGGAUCCAAAACAAGUAUGGCUAUUCUCCGGUCCUGAUUCGCCGACAACAACACAAUACCUUCGCACAAGAUUCCAGUUUUGCAAAGUGCCGAUGGAAGAUUCCGUCGACUAUUUGGGAAUAUGGUUAGAACCAACAGCGUUCUGCGUGGAUCCACUGUUGGGAGCUUGGCUGGCGUAUCGACCCAAACAUAAAAUACUAGAAUCACGUUCUACUAUGUCACUCAUAAGGACGACACCAUCUGCGCAGUAUUUAUCAAGACGGAGACAAACACCUCCGUCGUCAAGUGGACGCGGCGGUAGUCGUUCCGGUUCGGGUACAGAGCAAGUACACUCAAGAACACGAAGUUUACAUUCAACUCAAUCGGGUAGUGAAAAGAGUGAGAAAAGAGAAGUCAAGUCUGUUGCACAAACUCCCAACCCAGUACCGGAGUCUCGCUGGUCUGAAGAAACUCUAUUGAAAAUGUAUGAGCGGUUAAAAAGGCUGUUGAUAGCCGUUGAAAUGGGUUUAGUGCUUGUAUAUGUCACCUCGAGUAGUGCUGAUGCUGCUGGAUGUGAGACUGUAAGGGAUGCGAUAGAGAGACACGCUAUGGCGUCGCAAAAGGUUCUAGUAAUUAGUUUGGGCCGCUGGUCCGUCAUCUCUCCUACUACAAAAAACCUAUGGGACGAAGUCAAAUUGGAUGGGCCUACAUUUUUUACGCCGAAGAAUGAUAAAACAACAGUAGUAGAAGAUGCGUUCCCCUGGAGAAUGCGUCUAGCUGAUGUUUCUUGCUACACACUCGAAGUCCGGGCGGGUACUGAACGUUCUGGAAAGGAAAAAGCAGCCAAGGGACUGAAAUCGCAAUUGAAAAGCACACAUGUGACGUCAUCUAGAACGAUCUUGGAACUGGUCACGACCUCUAUAACAUUGUCUCUGGUCGCAAAAUCUAUGAAAAUAAGGCUACAUCCGAAACGGACAGAACCGAAACGACGGAUGGAGUCGUGUUCUCAUGAUGAUCUAACUAAAUAUUUUACAAGUGGAAUAGACUUCAAGCCAUCGACUUUGAAAGAGUUCGUACGCGGACCAUCCAGACGCAAAGGCCAAAGUAGCCCAGAGCGAAAAGAAGCAGACCAGGAUCAGGCAACAAGUGAAGAUAUGUAUGUCCAAAAUGGGCCUAUUGUGUCUUUGGGAGUAAAUAUACAUGCAGAUACGCCUCCUGUUAAUAUUCGCCUGGACCAGGAUCAAAUAAGCGUGAUAGGUGAAGCUAUUCACAACUGUAUCCAUGUGUUGAACUUACUCCAAAAGCCGCCUACGGUAAUUCCGAAGCCUUAUCUUUCAUCAAGCUCUCAAAGGUCCCUACUGAGGUGUACAUCAGAAUUAGAAACUCAAAGUGUAUCCAUAGACGCCGAGAGUAUUCAUCCAUCGGAAGAGUUAAUUCCGAUAUUCGAGGCCUUUCCAGAAAAGGAACCUGAAAAAUUGAAAACCUUUCUCUGGUUCCAAUGGGUUGUGAGUCAUGCUACGUUAUUGGUUACCACCCCACAGUUGAAGCUGGCCUUCGAUACUGAUGACGUCAUUUGUAGUCUGGAUAUGCAGGAAAGAUAUAACCAGUUGAAAAUUAAGGUUGCGUCGGCAUCUGUAAGGCAUUAUGAACGAACUAGCAACGACGAGUGGGUGGCUGGUGUUUUGGGGGGCAGAGUGUUGGAAGCGCGCGAACCUAUCAACGCUACAGAAGAAAGCGACUUUUUGGCUAUUACAGUUACUUCAGUUCUAAUCUCUACGUUACCAGCGAGCUUAAAUGAAGAGUUGACUCUUAAGUCCUUCAGUAAAAGCAAAGCGGAGGACUGUAUAUUUGAAAUAUACUUAGCUCUUGCACCACUAGAAGCAGUACUGCGGCCGAAUAUUCUAGAGCAAAUUGUUAGCAUUGCUCGUGAGUUUACUCCAAAAUCUGUGUGCCCAAAGCUACAUCAAGAAAAUGGGUCUCAAGAACUACAACGGCCACUCGUAUAUGUAAAUGCGGGUGGACUUCGCCUCCUUCUUGCUGAUCAGAUUUACUCCAACACUGAUGAUACAAUAAUGUUUGUGAUGGGCAAAACUACAGUAAAUCCAUAUCCACAAAAUCCUAUAUGCAGGAACACCGUGAAUCCGGCGCCUGAUAAUACGUGGAUAUCUGGUUUGGUCUUAGAAGGUCGUCAGUAUGAAGUCAUAGUGAAAAGCUUAGCGCUGCGAUCCGUCAAAUUCCAACAAUUAGCUGACCAUGAGGUAUUACAAUCAGAAUUGUUAAAAACCAGUGGCGAAAACCCAGCAUUGAAAUGGAGCCAAGAAAUCGCGUCACCCGUUAUAACGCCCAUUUUACAUUCAAUGGACGUGAGUUUGGUAUUAGCGCCACCUGUAUACGUAAUGGGUGCUUUAAUAUGCGGUCCCGGUGUGGAAAUCAACUUCGUGACAGACUGUUCAUUAGAACUAAGCCUAAAUCGUUUGAAUAUGAUGAUAAAUACACUCCAAUCGUUUAGCGAAACGUUCGAAAACAGAGAGAACUUUUCGUGUGCCCAUCUUGCUGAUAUGUGUCCAUAUGCUGGCCUGACUGAAGAUGAUAUUAGUCCCGAUAUAUCAGUAGCUGAUAGUGAUAUUACUAUUGCUGAGGUAACAAAGAGCACGCAGGAGGUAUCAAGAAUUGUACGAACGGACUCUGGAAUUGUGACGUCGCAGAGCGGCCAUGAAAGUUUGCAAAAAAAAUCGGUUGCCUUCGUGGACUACAGUGCGAAAUCAUCAGAAUACUUUGAGCUGUGGAUCGCAAUGUGGCUUGUGGAAAUCUCGUUGUACGUGAAUGAUGACGGAUCGCAGGAAGUAGUAGAUCUUCGUCCCCCGGUAUCAUAUCGUCCCCCGACUAAAGAACCAGCGUCUCCGUUAAGUGAACCUAUGGUGAAGGUUAUAAUUGAAGAGUUCAAAGAUAGCAAGCGUGAUGACCCGCCAAGUUCUCUUGGCGCUAGUCGGAGCUUAACGGAAACCGUUAGAAACGCAGAUAGUGCAAAACAGAAGAUUGAUCUAGCGAACAUUCUACCGCUGGCGCGUAAAACGGAAGGAAACUUACCACUUGUUCACAUGACAUUGUCCCUGCCAAAUCUUUAUUUCUUCCGGCAGAAGAAUCGUAGACGGAUCCAGGCAUCAUUAUUCAAAUUAUGGGUGGGACUAGGCGCUGGUGAAACAGAUGAACAGUGGCAUUCGCCGCUUAUUACAACUGGCUGUGGCACUCUGGAUCCCGAAACUGGUAUUGAACCAGCGUUGCUUACUUUGCAAGGUGUUCUAGCUCCUAGUAGCAAUAGUAGCGGUGAAAAGAGACGUUAUCCUCUCAAAGUGGAGAUAGACCGACCAGUCCAACUCGAAUUGUCCACGGACAAAUUAAAACGUAUAAAAGGCAUUAUGAAAUUGGUGGAAAAAAAUGUGCCUCGCAACGAAGAUCCUAUCGUAAAGCGAGUUUCAAAGAAGCCACCUUUAUAUCGAUUCCGGAAGCUUAUGGUCCAUAACAACAUAGAGACGAUAUCGAUAAGAACAAGUGACAUGGAAGUGAAGGGUGAUUUGGGUGCGAUCAGCUGGAAGGUGACGUCACUACAAGUUGGAGCUGGUAAAAAGCCAGACCGCCUCUCGUGUAAACUUCUAUUUAAUAUACAGACAUUUAUUAUCGGGUCUGCGGAUGUUCACCACUUGCUGCAACCAAUGGUUAUCGGAAUUUAUUUUGAUGCAACGUGGGAGGUUUGGCGUCGCGUCGAACAUACACUAUCCGCCCGCGAACCAACUAUACGGUUGUGUGUUGACUUGGAUCGAGCGAUUUUCGACGUAAGGCCUGAAGAUCUGGAUGCCUUGUUCCAGAUACAUAAAGCUGUCCAGGAUCUAGCGGACACAAGUGAGCUCGAAAGUGUAGACUCCAAGGAAACGGCGUCAGUAUCCAGUACUACAUUUCUCUUACAAUGUACCAAUACAUCUAGCAAAUGCCUCACGACCGUUCCUUCUGCAGGUGUUGGCUCGGAGACGGUGGAUAAUUUCUAUAAGGAUGAUUUUAGAAGCGGCGCUUUCAAGCUUGUGAAGGAAGGUCCUGUGCCAAUGGCUUACCAGAUACUGAUACAAGAAGACAGAGUGAUGUGGAGGUAUCCUCAUCCACGAGCGAUCGUCAAACUUGUGGUGUCCCCUGUUUCGGAUCAGGAGGAUGAAACAGAAUGUGUUCUAGAACUAUAUUCCCCACUCCUGUGUCGUUGGGAGAGACACAGCGUAUUUAAAAUACCGAUUACAGAAGAAACAGAGUAUCCUCUGUAUUUCAAAACUUCAGAAGCGGUGUUUGCCUCUCUGUGGCGUGUGAAGAUCUGUCGCCAUCACAAGAGCAGUCCCACUAAUUACAAGUUUGACAUAACCAAGUUUCUAUCGGGCCGGGACCCAGUGGCUUACAAUCCACCUCCCGAAAGCUACGCCGUUUUAAAUUCGCCUAUAACAGGCCAACAUUUAUUUGGCGUGUUAAGAAUGGAUUCUACCUUCGCACCGCGACUGCUACCGCGUCUAAGUCUAGCUGUAAAGAUUUCCUGCCUGGAACUAAACGUACAUAACACAAUGCCGACUAUAAACAGAGAAGCAAGAAAUCUAGAGGGCUACUACGUAUCAAGGCCUCUGUGUCGCAGUCAUCGUGUGAUGAACGUUCGCGUUACGGAUUCCGCUGUGCAUCUACUUGUCGCUACCACUCCGAAAGUCGUGUUCGAUGCUGAAUUAUCGAGCGACAUAAUAGAUAGUGCGACUGGUACAUUGGAGCCAUUUAUAACCGAGUUCCGGUCGCAAGGAGUGCUAUAUCUAGAGAAAACACCGCGUUUGUACGUGCGAGCGAGCAAAAUUGCUAUAGACAUCAACGUACCUCGAGUCUACACAGUGCGAUCGCUCGCUGACGAUUGGCUGCGAGCUCAUGGCCAGAAAUUUAAAAACAUGAAGUUGGCUUCCUUCAAAAAGCAGGCGAAUAAUCCUAUAGAUGCAUUAGACGGACGUGUAGCUCUUUGGGUGCAUAAUGAGUGCAGUGUUGCCCUACGGAUUGGUCAAGAGAGAACUGAAGAAGUUGUGCCUGUCGGCGCUGGAGUCAGUUUAGCAUAUCGAUGGCGCUCUCCUUUAGCACCGAAGAAGUUGCGUUUCGCUUUUGCUGGACCCUGUACCGAUUGGCAUUGGUCUAAUAGUAUAGAAUUUCGUGAAGGCUCUUGUAAGGUUUGGCUAGAAGAAUUGGAAGACGAGAGUACAACAGAAAAGUCUCUAUCAUAUAACGAUAACAAUACGACGCUCUAUAUUCGCGUGGAGGGUACGGGGGCAAGGCGGGAUAUGUAUCUGACGGGGCGUUUGUCACUUGUUAACGUGCUACGACAGCCAUUAGUUUAUAAGGUACGAUAUCGGCAUACUUCUGUCAAUCCUUGGCAGACCAUUACGGCGGGAGUUCUCAACCAAGAAGCAAUAGGCCCGAGUGUGCUUUGUGGCAACGGUAGUGCUGUUCUUAAAGUGAAGUUCACAUCGGAAGACGCUGGAUGGUCGGGCGACAUACCAGUGCAAGAGUGCCGAAGGGAGAAUUUUCCAUGGCUGGUUAAAAUACCAAGACAAGGGGAGGUGCCUUUUACAGCGGUGUGGUGUCGCGUCGUCCGGAGUCGUUCUGAUGGAAGAGUUAUUGCAGCGUUCUGGCCAUUUUAUGUGCUCACUUCGCAACUUCCAUUGGAUAUAAACAUGACAAUAACGUCUGAGUUUCGUUCGGACCCAGAACCCAAACCGCAAUACGUCAACUCGCAGACAGCGCCGGGUCGCGGUGCUUGUACUCACAUAUCGGCCCCUGGUACUUCUGGUGACAGACAUAAUUUGGUUAUACAAUAUAAAGAUUUGGAAUGCCCUGUGACUAAAAGCAAAGUGGAGCUACGAUACGAGUUAGCUGAAACACCUGUGUUUGAAGAGAGUACCCCAGUGCAAACGGUUGAGGAUCUUCUUGCGCUCUUAAAGGAAUGGCUUAACAAGUCGAGCCGUGACUCUAAUUCGAACUGGCCAUACACAGUUGUCAAGAAUCAUUGGAUUGGUACUUGGAAGCCAGCGUUGUUGCAGCCUAAAUGUGACGUCAAUAUUCGAUACAUACCGGUUCGGGUGGGCGGCGGUUGUGCCUUAGAAGUGAGGUUAUCCCCGAGAGUUUUAUUCGCAAACGCUUCAACUAUUGCAUUGACUCUACGUUCGUACGACGGAGCACCACUGUGCAAAGUGGAACCGGGGGUGGCUAUUUCGCCACCUCUUAUCAUAGUUACGAAACCAUUCUACAUUUCCGUGGAAAUGGGCAGAGAGACAUUUGUAAGCACAAAGCUGCAAGUGUGUAACAAGGAACCGGGACGAUACGUCGAGCCUUCGCCACAGCAUGUCUGGCUUGAUUACCCCACACGAUGCGCUAUACAUUGUAACCAUAAAGUUGCGCUUUUAUCACUCAUGUAUGAGUUAGAAGAAUCCAUUAAUGUUUUUGGAUUAACCUCGACGUACGCUAUUCGAAACUUGUUGAAAACUAACCUACUUGUCUCGACCAUUGCAGUACCAAAAGAAAAAGAACAGCUGUCCGUUCUAAGGCCGAAGACGUAUAAAGUAAUACAUCCUACCGCAGAAGACAGUCUUGAAUGCACGCCGCUGACAAGAUUCUCAAUACAAGGCCGGUGGCGCGGCGAACAUGUAGACGAACUCGACACAUUCUUGUGUUUCACUCUUGACGACAAGUUACUGGGUCCAGUAGCCGCACCCAUCUGCUUGGCUGCAGCACCACUGCGUCGUCCUAUAGCACUGAAACAAGGCAAUCGCGUGAUACCUGUGGUCGUUUGCCAACAACAACAUACGGGUCGAUGGAUAAUAACAGUUUCGGAGGAUCCGUGCCCACAGUUCUUGAUCCACAAUCGCACUGCUAAGCCCCUUGCCAUAGCCGAACCUGAGAAGACUCGUGACAUAAAAUUAACUGAUCAUGCUCCACGAAUCGGUACUCAGGAGUGUACGGGUGCGAAAUGGUGGUGUAUUGUGGAGGCGAACUCGAGCACUUACUAUUCUUGUCCGGACUACUACACGAACUAUCCACCUACGACCUGCACUAAGCGCCUACUUCUACCCCUGCUAGUCGGGAUUGUGAGAGAAGAAGCAGAUCCUGAAUGGAGCGAGCCAUUUUCAGUACACAACGGGGAAACACUACUGCAACUCAGUACCGGCAUAAUGAUCAAAUUGAACAUUAAAUGUAACCCUCACACUACAGUCAUCGAACUUCUAGAUGUUGAUCAGUGCGACUUGUCAGCCAGUGAGAUUCGCCGACAACUAAUUAUAUUGGAGAACUCUCCACAAGUUAUUGAGUCUGACGAUGUUAAUAGUACGAGUAAAAACAAAUUAUUAAACCGUCCACAAGAGUCACACGAACGAAACCUAUACAAAAUAACGGAUCGUUCUAAUGCGAAUAACACUUCUCAAGUGGAAAUAUGUAAAGAAGAGCUGGAUACAAAAAGUAAAGUGGUCAUGGUGGCGACAACCACGGAGAGAGGAUCACUUGAAAACUUAUCACAUGCCGUCAAAGAUGAUAUAAACGAAUCGCUGAAGACUGAAAGAGAAGCUGAGAGGGUCGCAUUCAAUGAACAAGCAGGUUACUCUACCACAUGGCAAGAUGGUUCCAAGACAGUGUGGUCAAAACGCAGUAACGAAAUGGAUAGAGUUCGUGCAUUGGUCGACAGUGUUACCAUAACGUUCUCCAAAUAUUCAGAUGAUCUUCCCAUACUCGCAGUAACAAUGCAACGUUUAUCAUUAUGGGCUAGAGAAAAUGCAAGGAAACAAAGAGUGUCGCUCUCGUUAGCCAACAUUCAAAUCGACAAUACACAAUACGAGAGUGGAGAAUACGACUUCGCAGUGGUCGCGACAACAGAUAUGCCCAUAGUGAGGGAUCUCUGGCCGCCACUAUGGAAUAUGAAUAUAGAUAUGUUCGAAAUGAUGGAAGACAAAUCUGGACUUGUGCUGAUCACGCGCAACGAUAGAUGGUCGGCCGGUGGUCAACAUUUCAACGAGCUCACGAAAUUGGAAGCCAAAGUCGGACCGCUCGGUCUCUACCUUGAAGACGCUUAUGUGACAGCGCUAGUGGAUUUGGCUAGAGUUGCUUUGCCCCCAACGGCUAGUUCCUCAGACAGCGAUGCCUUGACAGAAGCUGCGAACCUACGCCGCCCUCUUCGCAUACGUCGCCUCUACAUACACCCUCUGCAUUUGACUCUUACUUUACACACAGCGGUGCGAAUGUACAUUGCGCUAGACCAGAGUCCCCUACUACUCAGCGAAUUUGAGCUUCUCUACGUGAUGACGUCCCAAGAAAAUCUAGUCCGAGCGCUGACUGUCCACUAUUUGUCUGCAGCUAUACUUGGAGCCGGAUGGGUGGUGGGAGGUUUGGAUCUGUUGGGCUCGCCAGCGGCGGUUGCUGCCAGAGUUGCCGAGGCGAGCGGCGGUCUGCGCGGUAUUGCUUCUGCUGCUGGUGCUGCUUUGUUACGGUCGUUGAGCGCGUGUGCCCGUUCAGUCGCAAGAAACCUAGAUUUGCUGGCCGGUGAUGAAGAGCAUACUAGACGCGCGGCUGCUGCCAGACGGCGACAACCACCAAGUUUGAUGGCGGGUAUUGUAGAUGGAGUAUCAAAUUUUGCAAUCACCCUAUUAGGCGCAGUUGGUGGCUUAGCUCACCACCCCCUAUUAGCAGUUGUGGUCGGAGAGACAGAUAGCAGGGUAGUUGGCCUUCGAAGAGGUUUUAUUGGGGCCAUAGCGAAACCGCUCAGCGCAACAGCUGACCUCGUAGCUUCGGCUGGACAUGGGCUUCUCAAUCAAACGGGUUGGGAUCCUAUACCACAACCGCUUUGGUCGAAGAAGCAACUGAAGGAAUCUGCCGUCAGUUGGAGACGAGACAGCGUCCGUUGGGCUUUCCGUUUGCCAGAGAUGAGCGUCCGUGCUGGCUUUGAAGCGCAGCUUGGUGACUUACAGCUACAGCUGCUACUUACAGACAAGUAUUUGGUGAUAUUCGACACGGAAAUGGACCGAGUCAUCGAAUCUGUAAGUUUCAAGAACUGUGUUGUCGCCCCUUGGCUAGGUGGGGAAUGUAUUAAUGUACGAAUAUCUUUAAGAAAAUCUUCGAAGAUGUCACAAUUGCGAGUAGCCUCGGAUGACGACUAUGUUACAGAGAUAAAUCCAACUGCUUUGGCCCGCAUCGCUCGUUACACUGGUGCUACAGACGAAGGCGAACAAGAGUCAUCCCGGGAUUUAAGCCUAGUGCCUCACCCUGGAUUUGCCUGUGCUCUACACGCCGCUCUAACAGUAGCUGUACGCCGAAACACCUUAUAG